Anolis carolinensis (green anole) is the source of this 4115-nucleotide messenger RNA. RefSeq names its product SPOC domain containing 1 (gene spocd1). The record is from RefSeq and is a predicted model, not a curated record. Lineage: Eukaryota; Metazoa; Chordata; Lepidosauria; Squamata; Anolidae. Gene Ontology annotation, biological process: DNA-templated transcription. Bases 199 to 4065 code for a protein of 1288 amino acids. The transcript is spliced from 16 exons.
GGUGAAGGACACGACGCGUGCCUGGCGCCUGGGAUUGGGCGUGGCAGGUAGAAGUGGGCGUGGCUCAAGCCCGCUCUCUUCCUGGGGCUCUUCAGUGAUGGAGACGAUGGUGGGCAAAGGACGGCAGAGGAAUCCUUUUUUCUUUAGGAUGCGCCCCACUUAGAAAGGGCCCAGUUGUGUGAAUGGAGAAAUCACAAAAUGGAGAAAAGCACAACCUAUAAACUGGAUGACUUAAACAAAGGUUUGGAGCUGGUUUUAAACAUCGACGAUGAAAGCAGGCACAAGAAACUGCAGGAUCCAGAUGGUCAUGGUGACAUAAGAGAGCCCCGAAAAGGAAGACUGAAAAAAGAAGGCUCUGUAACUCAGAAGGAUCACAGGGUUCACUCAAGGUCUCCAGUUCUUGAUGGCAAAGGCAGUGAAGGAGACGUAUUCAGCCGUUUUGCACAGAAUGGGCAGGCAGCAGAGAAAGGAAUGUCUGAUAAUGACUAUAUUUCAGAGAAAGGACCCUAUGAGGAACAGCGAGCUUUUCCUUUUAAACCUGAUGGAGAGCAGGGCUCCAAACAAGAAUCCAUAUUGUCUGAAGAGGAUUUCUCCACGGGCCUUGAUGGUAAAAUUCAGGGAACAAGUAAAAGAAAAAGCGGAGAAAAGACGUUUUCUAAACCUGAACAUUUGUCAAAAUCUUCCCUGAGCACAGGCAUCAAGGAAUGUGCAACAAUGAAACCAUGUUAUGUAUUGUUGGAAGACAUGUAUCAUGGGGAAAAAGCCAAGGAUAUACAUUACUUAAAGGCUCUGAAUGCGAAGGAGCGGCCGCCAAAAGCGCGCAUAGAUAAGGGGGAUGUCUUGAAAAAAUUGCGAAGUGCCCUGCACAAUGUGCUGGACAAAAGCUCUCCUAAAAACUCACAGAAGCCUCUCCAAAUAAGAAACGAUGACAAGCCACUGGAAAAGGGAAAAAGGGAUGAGCUGCAAAGGGAUUCGGAGCUGAAGAGCCUGGUAAAACGUCUAAAUUCUGGGGGAUCAGAGACUGUGGGAGGAAAUAUGGAGCUGAACAGCCCUGGAAAGGUACGACAUUCCGGAAGAUCAGACACAGAUCACAGCGCUGAAAAGCAGGGCUGUCGGAUCAGCUCUCCAGAUAUCACCGCUAUAUGCGAGCAGGGUGUUUUUGCAAGGUUUUCUUUUACGGACCCGGACGAUGACAAUUCUGUCAUAGAUCUUUGCGACAUACAAGAGGAUGUAAAAGUAAUAGAGAGAAAGCAGGGAGAUCCUGCCCGGGUUUCUGAGGCAUCGAAGCUGAAGGCUACUUCUUUCAAGCCCCCCAAAAUGUUCAUAGACUAUGGGAACAAGAUGGUUAAACAGGCUCUUGGGGAACAGACCAGUCACAAAGGAGGAAAGUUCCCCAAAGGACCUCAUUCAGUGUUUUCUAAAGAAGCACUUAGGGAGGAUGUUGGCCAACCCAGUGGAAUAAACGUCUUCCCCGCUUCCCAUAGAAAGACUUCUCACACAAGCAAAACAGACUCUUCUUGUUCGGCUAAAAAGUUGGUUGGUAAAGCCAAAUUCCCCAACGUAGCUCCUAAAAGAACCAGUGCUUCCCGUUUGUCGGAUAAAGCGACCAGUGAAGAGGGACAUCAGGUCAGUUGUGGGUCUCGACCUCAUGUUCCGUUGCAUUUGGGCCAUAAAUCAGGGCUUAAGGAUAUGUCUCCUCGGAGAACCAAAACGACAGCAUCCUCAGGCAAAAGAACGGUUCCAGAUCGGAACGCGUCGAAUGAAGAUCGGACGGAGGUGGAAGAACCGGAAACGGAAGAAGAAAGUCUGCCGCCACGUCAGUCUCAGGGCGUACAAAUUGUCUUUUACGAAUUGUCCGGGUCACGAGUCAAGCUCCUUGGAAGUCCCAUUGCUAGCCGUGAUAACUUCCAUUCGGGAAGGGUCAUAGAAGUGGAGGAUUCUUCCAACAGUGAGGGAAGCCAAGGCAGCUUUGUUACUAUAUCUCCAGGUAGGAGAAAUGAAAGGCAGCUGGAUUCAGCAAACAAAGGUUUAAAUUUAGAGGAUAGCAAUGCUAAGAAGAGAAGCCAGGGAUUGAAUGUUUCCACCGCUCCAGCCCAGUUGUCUGAGAAACAGAGUCGCAGCAAGGUUGUCGAUGCCUUGAACGAGACCCUCCAGAAAAGGUUGGAAGCUUCGCCCGAGGUGACUCUCCCGGGCAAGGACGUCUCCAGGAUCGCCCGGCAGGUGGAGAGGGAGCUCUUCCGCCUCUCCUGCUCCGUGGACCAUCAUUACCGAAGCAAGUACCGUAGCCUGCUGUUCAACCUGAGGUCACCGGAAAAUCAGCCCCUCUUUCAGAAGGUGGUCCUAGGAGAAAUCACCCCCAAACGGCUCGUUCAGAUGACCUCUUUAGAGUUGGCGCCCAAGGAGCUGGCGGAGUGGAGGGUCAAAGAGAGCAAACGGGUACUGGAAAUUAUCCAGAAAGAGGAGCGAGAAGCCCCAAAGUGUUGCUCCUCCAAAUUCACCCACAAAGGCAUCGUAGAGAUAGACAGAGACGUUGAGGAGGACCUGACAGCAAAGGAGAUGUUUAAGGAAACGCCUCCAUCUCAGGGCAAGAUCAUAUCCAAGAGGCCGACGGAGCUUAGAAGGGACGCAGGGGAACCAUCGGAUGGCUUUAGAUCUCCUGCUUCUACAGGAAAGGUGACUGCUGACUGCAACGCAAGGCAGAAGCCCCCUUCAAACAAACGCAGUUUCAGCCAGAAAACCAAGCCUAUAUUCUCAGAGGGAGAAGGGAAAGCUUUGCAGGAGGACAGUCCCGUCCCUGCUCUCUUUCCCAAAAAGCAACGGGUGGAAGAGCCCUCCUGGAUCGGAUUCAUCCGCAUGUUCAGCAUAAAGCAGUUUUGGGCCAAGGCCUAUCCUGUUUCUGGCCCAAGCGAUCAGCUCUGCCAGGGUUUACCUCAUUAUCUUCAGUCAAAGGGCUGCAUUGUUCCGGAGGACGUCUGGGCCUAUUUAGAUGCCAUAUGGCCAGCAAAAAGCAAGGAGAUGGGAGUGAUACGGUUCCAGCCCAGCCUCUCCCGGGACUCCAGCCUGUACAACAUGCUCUACACAUAUCUGAACAACAAGCAGCGCUAUGGCGUGGUGGAGAACCCUGGGAUGGAGGUGUUUGUGGUGCCUUUGGCGGCCUACCAACCGGUGCCUUCCAAACUCCGUCCACUUGGAGGACCAGGCCUGGAUCCAUCCCACCCGUCUUUGUUGCUGGGGCUGCUUCUGCCCAAGAGAACAUCUCAAAGUGCUUUGGAAACGAUGGUGAGCCUUUCGCCGAAUCCCAAGAAGAAGGUGGUUCGAUUUAGCGACAGCCCCCAAACCAGGUGCUCGGCCCCUCCUUCACCGCCUCCUCCUCCUCCUCCGCCGCCCCGUCUUCCCAAAGGUGGGCCCGUCUCUUGGAAGGAGAACCAGGUUCCGCCCGUGUUUCCUCGAGGAGAUCCGUCCCCCCAGGAGACCCUCCUGGGCUUCACCGAAGAGUUUUGCAGGGAUGUGUUUCAAAGGGACCCUCAGUGUUUCAAUCCCGAAGGGCCGGGAGACGGAGCUCCUCCGGCCGCUUUUGAGGAGCCCCCUUGGAUCGGGCCUCCGUGUCCGGCUGGGGAUCAAGUCCCACUUUGCGUGGACUCCGACCCUUCGCAGAUCUGGAACAUGUUGGGGCUCCUCAUGGGUCCGGAGCAGCAUGGAACCUGCGGUGUGCCAGCACCAGAAUUCUUCAGUGACCCCCUUUUCACCGGGGUGAUGUCUCCUUGCAAUGCACCUCUGGUCCCACCUCCGGCCUUGAACCCCGGUUCUGUCGCCGGAGAGUCCGGUUCACUCUUGGAGGGGACUUUAUCCCUGAUGGACCAGUUGCAGACCUGCCUCCAGAGCCAGGAGCCGCAACCGGCAGCCUUCGGUCUCCCCGCGGUGCCCCCCGAAAUCACCUCCACCUUCUCUCAGGCCGCCGUAGGGCUGGACUUCCCCUUGGUCCAGGGGGAGGACGGCACCUUUGCCCACCUCCAACAGCUCUUGGCCACUUUGAGCGGACAGAUUCCACCCCCUUCAGCCCUUUGAGGAUUAUAGUUGUAAUUCAAAAUCUUAAUUAAAAAAAGUAUAACCAUAAA